Molecule: messenger RNA, 957 nt
Organism: Paramecium tetraurelia
Lineage: Eukaryota; Ciliophora; Oligohymenophorea; Peniculida; Parameciidae
Exons: 2
Biological process (GO): dephosphorylation
Molecular function (GO): phosphatase activity
Source: RefSeq, a predicted model, not a curated record
AUGAAUAUUUUCUUAUUAUUUUUUUAUGGGGCCAUUCCACAUGUGUAAUCAAAUGAUACUCUAAUAAAUGUCUAAGCUAUUUGGAGACAUGGAGCAAGAGACUUCUAUUAUUGCAAUUGGGGAUGUGAUAAAAAUAAUAUUCCUGAUGGUGAUGCCUAAAUUCUUACUCCUGCAGGCAUGAGACAAUAAUAUGUUUUGGGAAAAUGGCUAAGAUAAAGAUACAUAAUUGAUACUCAACUUCUGUCUCCCUAGUUUAAUGAGAAUGAAAUUUAUAUAGAAAGCACAGACUACAAUAGAACCAUUAUGAGUGCAUAUAGCAACUUAUAAGGAAUGUAUCCAGAAGGCUCUGAACUUCCAAAUGUAACAGAAGAUAAGUUGUUGCCUCCUAAUUCUGGUAGUAAAUCUCCUUCUAUAGGAAAUUAUGCUCUACCCAAUAAAAUUUAACUCAUACCAAUUCAUACAAAAGAAGAGGAAUAAGACUAUGCCUUAUCAAUUUAUUGUUAAACUACAGGAUCAACAGUCAAAUAAAACAAAUAAACCGAGCUAUAUCAGGCAAUAAACUCUGCAAAUUAAACUUAGGAAUUAUUCCAAAAGUUUAAUGCAGAAUUAGGUCUUGUUGGAGAGUAAUAAGUAAAUGAUAUAAUUGAAUUGGCUAAAUGGAGAGACACUUUUACAUGCAAUAGAUAUAAUGGUGACUAGUUGCCUCCAAAAUUAACAGCAAAAACAUUGUUUUUUAUGGACGAGAUUGCAUUACUAUCCUUUAGUUUGAGAUAGUUUUAAAAUUGGGAACAAUCGAAAUUGUAUUCGACCCCAUAUCUAAAAUAAGUUAUCGAAAACUUUGAUAAUUUUAUUAAUGGGAAAUCCAAAGUUAGAUACAGAGGCUCUUCCUCUCAUGAUUCUACGAUGCUAGGUAUUAUUUCCUGGUUUAAAUUUGACAAGCGCUUAAUGUUAAGCUGA